AUGGAGACUUUUGACUCUGCGAAGGUGACGGAGGUGGCUCUGGUGGAGGCUCAGGGCACAAACUCAGUCUCUGGGACCGUGAAGGCCCAGGAGGGGAGCUACAUGGUCCACUUCUCCACCAUCCCAGCAGGACAGUUUGUGGUGCGGGUCAAAGGGACAAAAGACUCCUCUGUGUUCCAGCGCCAGUCCUCCACCAGCUUCACCUCCUCCAAUCUCACCAUCAGUGCCAGUGCAGACAGUCUGUUGACCCCAGGAACGCCCUUUGUGGUGCCCUUCUCUGUGUCCAGCGCUGAGGUAGGAGUAAACAUCACCAUCAGAGUCACCAACAACCGUGGUUUUGCCUCGACUUUCCCGAGCGUCUUGAUGAUCGACAGCGGGAACAGCACCAACGGCACCGUGACCCUCUCGGCGCCGCUCAACACACGCUCGGGCAGCGACGUGACCCUGACCAUCGAGGCCGAGACUCCGACCGGCGACGACAAUUUUGUGGUUCAGCGUUUCGCCGUCUUCAACACAGUCACAGACUUCUCCGCUCCCGUGUGCGAGCUCACGGGUCUUCAGUCCAACUGUUCCACCGACUGCAACUCAGACCAGUGGUGGUUCUCGGCUCGGGUCACGGACGGCGCUGACGGGACGGGGGUGAACCGGGUCAGCCUCAAACAGGGCGACGGGAACUUCACCGCCACCAAGGACCCCAACAACCCCAACAUCACCACAGUGUCCUACAGCGCCUCCUGCUGCGCGCCCUCCAUGCAGCUACAAGCAGUGGAUAACGUGGGCAAUGUGGGCACCUGCUCUUUCUCUAACUCUAGUGUUGUGACUUCUCCAUCUUCUCUGGCCACAGGAACAGCGCCCUCUACUGGUCUACUCUUUCUAAACAUGAUCAUUCUUUUGUUUUCCUAUCUGUUGAAAUGA
Knipowitschia caucasica is the source of this 915-nucleotide messenger RNA. Lineage: Eukaryota; Metazoa; Chordata; Actinopteri; Gobiiformes; Gobiidae. The record is from the annotation of a GenBank genome assembly.